Messenger RNA from Callorhinus ursinus (northern fur seal), 2167 nucleotides. RefSeq names its product sperm microtubule inner protein 4 (gene SPMIP4). Lineage: Eukaryota; Metazoa; Chordata; Mammalia; Carnivora; Otariidae. Gene Ontology annotation, cellular component: centrosome. The record is from RefSeq and is a predicted model, not a curated record.
CCCACCCGCACCUGCCCCUAGCCCGCAAGCUCCCCGGACCCGCAGGUGCCGAUGACAGCGGGAUUCCACGCCCCGCAGAGGCCCACCAGCUCCGGGGAAGGGGAGACGCGGUCCAGAGCCGCUCCCAGGCGGAUGUCCCAGUCUGUGCCAUCUUAGUCAAGAAACAUGGAGGUAAUUCAUGGCAGGCCCUAUUGUUGCAGAGAGCUUGAAGGAGCUGACAUACUGUCCAAUACCUUCUACUCUAAUGAACUGCACACUCCGCUACAAACAACUGUUCGUCCAACUGCCUCAGAGGACAGGUAUCAGGAAUUAAGGGAGUCGCUCCAACAAUGUAGACAUCGAUGGGGUGCUGAUAGGGAAUAUGGUGGGAUAAUGCCCAUUUCACUCCCUGAGGAACACAGGCAAAAAUGUGAACCUCCUCAUGUCAUGGGCAAAGGACAUCAGCAUUAUGGAUUUGGUGGAGAAACCUGGCCAAGAAAACUUCCUAUUGAACAAUUCUAUUAUUUGACGCAGAAUAAAAAAAGUGGCAUCUAUGGAAAUGAUUCUUUGAUGCCCAAACCACCUAAUUCAACAGUAGGAGAAAUCUGUUGCUCAUAUCCGAUUGAACACCCAUACCACACACACAUCUCCCGCGGUGCCAUGUUCCCGACCUUUACAUCACCUAAGGAUCUCUACACAGGCAUUAAAGCCCGAAGCCAACAGCCAUUUCCUCCCACUGUGCCAACGAAGGCUUAUGAUACAAUGAUUUUGAAAACAAGAGGUAAUCCUUACAGAUAUGAACUGCUUGAUCUUCCAAUGGAUUCAAAGAAGAAAGCCUUGAUUUGGCCAGGCCAGGAUAUAUAUUAUGAUUUUCCUAAAUGCGUUGAGAGAAACAAGCCCGUAUUCUACCCAAAACCUCCUAAAACCUUCGCUCCUAACACUUCUUUAAAUUCCUGGGACCCUAUUAGCUCUCUAAAAGAAGCCAACAUACAAAGAAAUCUUGAGAGGUCCCACUGGAUCACUUCAUACACUCAUGAUUUUACAGGUCUGGGGCCCAUGAACCCCCUUGAACUGGAUGAUUACCAUGAAAAGGAGGUAGCAGAGUUAACUGGACAGAUAGGAUUUGACCCAGAGCCUCAAGAAAAAUUCCAUCCUGUCUUAAAACCUCCCAGACCCCUGGAAGGACGAAUUGCUCGACUGAUUCAGAACCGACGUCCUCUGGAGGCUACUGUCCAGCAAAGACCACCUUCCUGUCCAGAUUGUACCCCUAGGGUUUUGUGUACUUUUCAUACCUUUGUACCCAGUUCUACAGAAAUGAUGGCACUUCGUGAUAACAAAGUGGCGGGUGUCACCCAUAAAAAACAGGAAAUUGAAGACAAGAUUAAGCACGAACAAAGCUUGCUAUCUACCUAUGCAUCCCCACCUAGUUACUCAACAAAAGAGCUGACUAACAUUUGUGACAUAAAAACAUUUCCGAAAAUCACGGAUACUAAAAAGAUAGAAGAUUUGUACUGGAGACAGCUGGCGUUAAAACCCCAACAUAUACCUUACUGUAACCCGAACCAUUACAUUCCGUAUGAGCGGGUUAAAUCUGUCAUACGUGACCACUGUACUAUGUGUCAAAACUCUGUUAGCCUUAGUAAGCCUAGUAUUUUAGAAAGUAAGUCAGACUUGGAAGCUUUUGAUUUAGACCAUUUUUUAAGUAAGCGAAAAGAACAGAUGUCCUUGAACACAGAAAACAACGAGGAAACAAGACCUAUUCUGGGUUGGAUUCCUAGAGCUGGAGUGGCCAACCCUCAAACUGACCUGCUGGAGCUUAAGAACUCUUUUUCAAAAACUGGUGCACAAAAACAUUUCCAUAAAUCAAUUGUAGAAGACCAUAAAGACCUCAGGGAUAAGGAGUAUUCAGGGAUGAAACACCAAUUCUAUGGCCAUAAUUCCUAUUAUUUCUAUAAUUGAGAUAUUCAUCCUUUCCUUCAAAACCCAGCUUCUUGCAAGGAAAGUAAAAAUAUAACAGAACUUCUUCCAUGUUGUUGGAUUCUGUUUUCUAGAAGAGCCAUGAUGAUCUUGCUAAUGAAGUUUGUUUUCAGGAACUUAAGUCAGGAUCUGGUCAGAGGAACCCAGAAAAGGGGAUGUUCUUACUUCUUGAGAAGUUUAACAAUUUCAAUAAAUAUUAGAAUCAGAAAAA